This is a messenger RNA of Penicillium verhagenii, 855 nucleotides long. RefSeq lists its product as uncharacterized. The transcript has a single exon. The coding region runs from base 1 to 855 and encodes 284 amino acids. The record is from RefSeq and is a predicted model, not a curated record. NCBI's taxonomy places the organism in Eukaryota, Fungi, Ascomycota, Eurotiomycetes, Eurotiales, Aspergillaceae.
AUGUCCAAUCAACCAGAGUUUUUGAUUCUCAGGCAACCUUUCGGUUGGCUAUCUGAGGACCAAUUGCCCAGAGUUCUAGGCUCUGUUGUACUCAACCCGCACUCACCUCUCAGCAACUCCAUACCAGACUCCCCUCCGAUCGGAAAAAACAACAUCUCAGAGAACAAAUUCACCAAUUUCAUUCUCAACCACGAGCUGAUGAACCAAAACUCAACCAACUUCAGUGUUCAGGGAAUCGGCAACUUUCGCCGACAACAUGAUAACGUCACUCAACUCAACAUCAACGGCAAACUUAUAAUCGCGAAGCGUCUAACUGAACUCCGUACCUUCUGGAAAACUAUGACAGACAAGGUGCCGAAAUUCGCUGACGAGGUAGCCGAGUGGGUCGGCGAACGCCGUUCCCUUGGGCUACGUGCCCGCUACGAGGUCUGUUGGGUCGUCGGCGUUCUGAUAUGCAAGGACGUCAGCAUUGCGUCUUCUUCUGAGCAGAACACGGAGUUUCGCGCUCGCGGGGACAUCCCUCUGGGUACGAUGGCGCAGAUUGCUGCUGCAGCGCAUGGCGUGCCACUACCCACUGGGGAUAUGGGGAACGCCAGUCUCGAGAGAGUAAAUAGCGGGGCUCAAAAUGAUUAUUUCUUUGCGAAUGCGGAAGGUGGCCAGAUAUUCGCAGUGGAGGUUCUUCUUAUAAAAUCGAGCAGAGGAAGGAUUCAACCUACAGACAAUGGCCCAAGGGGCGACAAGCUGGGGCAAGACAGCGACGAUGACGAGGUGCUCCCGGAAGAUUUGGAACUGCAGGAACUUGGCACUGAUGACUGGAAUAAUCUGCUCCAGCAAGAACCGAUUCCGGAUACCUAA